This is a messenger RNA of Sporisorium graminicola, 2550 nucleotides long. RefSeq lists its product as uncharacterized. Gene Ontology annotation, cellular component: mismatch repair complex. Bases 1 to 2550 code for a protein of 849 amino acids. Gene Ontology annotation, biological process: mismatch repair. Gene Ontology annotation, molecular function: ATP hydrolysis activity; ATP binding; ATP-dependent DNA damage sensor activity. The record is from RefSeq and is a predicted model, not a curated record. NCBI's taxonomy places the organism in Eukaryota, Fungi, Basidiomycota, Ustilaginomycetes, Ustilaginales, Ustilaginaceae. The transcript has a single exon.
AUGGACGCAGAAAUGGACGCAAUCACCAGACUUCCCGAUGGAACCGCCGCUAGCAUACAGGCUUCGUUGUUUGCGGUCACGAUCGAAGACAUUUGCCGCAUCCUCUUCCGCCAUGCCCUAGGCCAUUGCCGAGACGUCUUUGGAUCAUCGUCCGGACGAACCGACAUUUCUGUGGACUACGACCUGUGGAUAGUCACCGUCACGAUCGAUGUAGACCACAGCAGUAUUCGCUCUGUGCCCUUCCUCGGAGACCAGGCUACUUCAGGCAAGCACAGCGAGCUCAAACUGGUGUCCCAUCUCGGCCUUACACGAAUCGAAGCGUCUUCAUCGUCAGGAAGGUCAAGCACCACCUGGCAGGACGGCCUUCAGCUCCAGUCGAAAUCGAGUUCCGCAGAAAUCGAGGAACUGCUUGCAUCUCUGUCUUCCGCCGCUGUCUCAGGAAGAGGUGUCACUGUUUGCAUGUGCGAUGUCUUCUCGGGCAUGCCAGUCCGCCGUAAGCUUAUCGCGUCAGAAGCAGACAAGAGGAGCCGGGUCUCUUCUCUCGUCAGCUGCGCUCGGGGGCUUUCGCUUCUCUCACCAGACUCGAGCAUUCGACUCAGCGUACGUCAGGCUGCCGUACCAGAUCGCCUAGCACCACCGUUCAAGGUGCUGCUCAGCUUGCCGCGCGAACAGGACCUCGUGCAUCGAUACACAUCCGCUUUUGGCGUCGACAUCGUUCAGCUACAGGCCGUUCGUAUUGUCGCAGUCGAACAGACGUUUGCUUCGGCUAGGAUGAGCGUCAAUGGGUUCGUGGCCGCGACAGCAACCACCGAUACAGCUAGCUGCGUCUUUCUGCAACAACGAGUCUGGCCUGGAGCUACCAUGUGCGGAGGCUCUCAGCCGUCCGAGCGAGAAUCUGCCGUCUUUGCCUCGCUGCUAUCGAGCUUUCAUCUGCCAUGGUCGGAUGAAACAUCAAAUAGAUAUACUCGGCGGCUGGCGCUAUGCCCAGAUUUCUACGAAAAGGUGUAUCAGCGGAUCGAAGCUCUACCUACGGUUUCCGCCCCGGACAAGGGGCGACAGACUGCACAAGCAUUCGUACUCGACAUCACGCUGCACGACAAAGGCCGAGAGGAGCAUGCUCCUGGAUUGGAACUCACUGUUGCGUCGUUCGAGGCAGCUGUACUUGAUGCUAUCUGCAAAGUGCCAGAGGGCGUGGACGCCGUCUUACAUGUAAAGCGAAAGCGUUCAAGUCGGCGUAGUACUGCUGGGGAGCGCGGGUCGAAGGAGAAGAGUGCCCGCCGGAUCAAACCAUGCCCUGCUACCGCAUCUCUGGCAAUCGAAUCGUAUGGCCCAGCGGCCCUUGCUCCAGAAGGCAUGGUCGAGUGGAGGAACCCUGUAACUGGUCGACUUUUCCACAUCGAUCAGCGCACCGGUCACAGUGUCGCCGUCCGUCCGGGAUCUGGGAACAGCGGCGACGAGGACAUGCCAUCACUGACAAUGGCUCGUAGGGCCAAUUGCGGCACUGGUGUGGAUCGCUCCAACCUGAACAAGGGUCUUGACGGCUUGCCGCCUGGGCAUCGGCUAGCAGCGGCGUUCAACAGACAUGCCAGCGUCGACGAAUUCGACGACCCAAGCCUGGACGAGGCACUCGCCUCCAUCCCCUCUCCUUCGCCGAUCUCAGCAUCGGAGCCUUUUCGCCGCAGUCGCUUCUUCGACUCCAUGCGUCCAAGGUCUCCUUACAAGCGAAUUCGGAGUCAACGUUUGCAGAAUGAUGCAUCUGACGACUACAACACUCUCCCUCGAAGAGCCAAUCUCGAGCUCGCCAUCACACGCUCGGACUUGAAACGGGCUCAGGUGCUCGACCAAGUCGAUGAAAAGUUCAUCCUCUGCAGUACAUCAUCGUCUGCAUUGCCGUCUACGCCCACCCCAGUCCUGUUCUGCAUUGAUCAGCACGCGGCUGACGAAAGAUACCGGCUUGAGCGUUUGCUCGAACAAUUCGCCACUGAUUGUGCUGGUGGUACUGCGGCGCAUCCUUUGUCGGCCGUCCUGACUUUGGGGAUCUCAGUGCAGCAGUAUGAGCUCAUUGAUGGAAGCGCAGCGGUUCAAUCGGGCCUGCAGAUACUCGGAUGGUCUGUCAAGGAACUCGUGCUCGUCCAUGCCACACUAGGCCACGCGCAGGUGGAUAUAGAUGGCAUCCCUCACAUCCUCAAGGACAAAGCGCUCACAGAUCGUGGCAGAAUCAAGGAUCGAGACUUGCUGCAGUCCUCGUUCGCAAACUGUCUUGGAGAGCUGGCCUCUGCCAUCUCCACACUGUCGAAGCUUAGCACCGAGGGGAACACGGACUGGCUGAGUAUCUCGAGCGCCAUCCCGACCUCAUUGAUGGAUGUCAUCAAAAGCACGGCAUGUCGCAGCGCGAUUAUGUUCAAUGAUCCGCUGAGCAGGGAGGCUAGCGAACGGCUGGUGAGGAGGCUCGGCGAGUGCAAGUUUCCUUUCCAGUGUGCGCAUGGUAGGCCGAGCUUAGUGCCGCUGUGCGAGGUGAGGUUUGUGCGCAAGGUGGCAGGUGACGGAUAG